CAAAAGUGCGCAUGGUGGCGCAUCGUUUGUCUAUUGGGCUUAAAUUGCGUUCGUAUCAUAGGUUAGAAUUGUUUAAAAUUGGGUUAGAGAGAUUCAUUCGUGUAUGACAAAGUGAUAACUUCUAUUGUUGUAAGGAACUGCAGUUGUAACAAAUUAAAUAAAAUGUUUAAUAACAUGAGAAGAUGCCUGACAGUCUCAGUUAGGAUUCAAAGGAAAUUUUUCACGCGAUCGAGCCACGAGAGUGUCUUGUCGUCUGAGCUCUAUUUUUCGAGCGUAAACGUUCCGUGUUCAAUUAAUGCAAUCUACAAGCGAUUUUACUGUCACGCUGUGCUCGACGAGCCAAAUUUAACGAGCUCCGAGUUGAGAAAUCGAAAGCGAGAAAUGGACAAGCAGAAGCUGGAUGAGUUUCUGUCCAACCCCGAGAAUAACAAGCGCUUUCAAAUGCUAGAAUUAGAAAUGAACGUUAUGCGACAUAACGCCGAAAGAGUACCUAAUCAAAUUGAUCCGUCAGACUGGUUGACGCUGUUAGACAUGAGGAGCAAUUCAAAGAGAAAAAAGUACCUUGAUUACUUGUGGCGUAAUGAGAAAACAGUGGAAAAUGAUAAGGCGAAGAAAGCAUUGAAGAAGGCUGAAUGGCUGGCUGAAAAAAAGGAACAAGAGGAAAACGAGGAUGGUGGAAUGAAAUAUGGACUCUUGCAUAACACAAUGUUUAUGCGUAUAUAUGACACAACUAUAAACCGUUUUUACAAUGGCAAAUUAAUUCAGAGUUUGAUGUUUGAGCCAAAGAUAGUGUUUGAUUGUGGCUAUGAUAAUGCUAUGAGUUCACGCGAGAUACACAAUUGCGCUAAGCAACUGUCUCUGGCGUUUGCCAGCAAUCGCAACCACGUCGAUCCUCUGAGUCUUUAUUUCUGUAAUUUUAACAAGGACGGAUUACUCAAGCAGCACCUUGUUCAAAACAUACCUACUUUGAUGCAAGAUGAUUUUCCGGUGGUAAUAACGUCGCAAUCUUACUUAGAUAUAUUUCCGAAGAAUGAGUUGGUGUAUCUCACUCCACACUGUAGAGUUAAUUUAACCGAAUAUGAUCCAGAUGCGAUCUAUAUCAUAGGUGCAUUGGUAGACAAGUCCAAUUCGCAACCAUUGUCGUUGGCAAAAGCUAAGAAAGAAGGUAUUCGGAUGGCGAAAUUUCCUAUAGACCAAUAUCUCACCUGGGGCGCUAGCUCGUCAAGGAGUCUUACGCUUGACCAGUCGAUUAGGAUAAUGUUGGAUUUGAGGCACACAGGAGAUUGGAAUGAAGCAUUAAAGAACACUCCGACCAGAAAAUUAAAAUCUGCUAGAGAACAGCAGUUACGAUACAAACUGCAGAGGUCUAUGACUAAAGACCUAGACCAGAGACCUACACCAGAGACCAAGGAGCUCAAAACGCCAUUAAAUUUUACGUUUCAGAGUAGGAAAAUAAAUUAACAUUUUUUCAUUAUUGUAUAUUAGACUACAGCAAAUUAUAUGAGAGAUAAUUAUAAUUUUGAAAAAGAAGUUUAUUAAUUAUUUCACUCUA
This is a messenger RNA of Wasmannia auropunctata (little fire ant), 1552 nucleotides long. RefSeq names its product mitochondrial ribonuclease P protein 1 homolog (gene rswl). The record is from RefSeq and is a predicted model, not a curated record. Gene Ontology annotation, biological process: positive regulation of mitochondrial translation; mitochondrial tRNA 5'-end processing. The coding region runs from base 163 to 1461 and encodes 432 amino acids. NCBI's taxonomy places the organism in Eukaryota, Metazoa, Arthropoda, Insecta, Hymenoptera, Formicidae. Gene Ontology annotation, molecular function: tRNA binding. The transcript has 3 exons. Gene Ontology annotation, cellular component: nucleoplasm; nucleus; mitochondrion.